UGAGAUUCAGUGAGAUUCUUGUCCUUCUGCAGACUGCUGUGCUCCGUGGGAGGCUUCCCAAAGUAUCUUGUGUGACCUUGGAGGAGAGCUGGUGCAUGCAAUUAGACCAUGCCCUCCAUCAGAUAUACUGGAUAUUAUUUUCUGGGAGCAUCUCUCAAAAUGGAGGAAUGCCACCCUGUAGCAAGUACAGAAUGUAUCCUGGGGAUUGUAUUUCUGCAAGUAGGGCAGGAGGUACUGGUUGAAGGACGUGGUGAAGCAGAAAAAGAGCCAAAGAGGUGCUGAGAAGGCUCUUGUACAGGGGAGGGGGAUGAGAGAAACAAACAUUGCGGAGAACAGGAAGAACGAUGUGCUGGGAAAUGAUUAAUCCACCCCAAAGGCCUUUGCUAAGAAGUGGUGGGACAAGCUCAAUGAUUUUUGGCAGCCAUGAGCUCCUUCUGCUCUGCUCUAAACUCCCGUCUUGCAACCAGAUGUGUUUAAGUACAAUUUCAUCCCACUCCUGUGCCAGACACCACAUCCCCCCACCAGUGUCCUUCACUCCAUUCCUGGCAGCUCUCUGACAAUACACCCCCUCCUAUAUGUGUAUUUUAUGGCUGUCCCGUGUCCCUCCACCCCCAGUUCUGAGAGAGAAGGAAAGAACACUCAAACAGUCACUUACCGAUCUCCACCUGAGAGAAGGCUCAGUGAGACAGAAAACAGCAGCAUGAAUGAGAGCAUCGGUGACGGAAGGUGCAGUGAUGCCAUUUCACUUCGCAUGGAUCUCUCCAAUCUUGUGACCUGGGCACACACUCAUGGGACCAUAUGCAGUUCAAUCCCAGCCUUGGAAAUUGUGCAGAACAUGGGUCAUCCUAGCAAGGAUAAUUCUGUUCUGUGGAUAUGUGGACUUGGACAUGCGUAUCACUGGCAGUGUGGAAAAUUAUACAUCAGAAGCACAGAAGAGAAUGAAGCUGGAGAAAAGAGAAAGAGGCUAGUGUCUUCUGAGGCUUCAUCAAGGGAAGCUGGUUUAGAUGAAAAGAGGCUCAGGACGACCCCAUCUUUUGAGAGUGCUAAAGCAGACGCUGUUAGCACAGGGUCUUGUAGCAGAUCUCCAGGGGUCACUCAGCAGAAAGACAACACAGUCUACAUAAUGCAUAAUGAACCAUCACCCAGAGAAAAUAAAAAAAAUAGCAAAUCCAUAAAAUCACGCUUUGCAGCAGAGCAGCAUUUGUCAAUAUCUGGUGGUGAAGUCAAAACUGAGAGACAUAAGGUGAAGCUAGAAAGCAAUGAAGAUCUACAGAUCAUCUCUGAUGAAGAACAGUGUAUAUCAAAUGAAGACGACCAAGGAGACAGAAUCAACCAGAAUAUUCUGUCAGAAUCACCAAAUAAAGGUGUAACUGCUGAGGUAGAUUUGCAAAUGCAUCACAGUCAAAAGAUGGCAAUUAACAGGCUGAGGGCUGCCCAAACAUCUGGCUUUACCCCCGCAGGAAAGCCACCCCUAACUCUUGCCUGCAUUCUAAAAUCCCCCAUCAGCAAUCAAGAGAGCCUAGACAGCAGCUUCUUGAGGUUAGGUCCUCUUAAUCCUGCAGGGUCCACAACUGAAACUUCUAGAGCAAGAAACUCCUCUGGGUCAGCAAUACCAAAAGAAUAUUUAAAAUCUGUUCACGUCUCCAACACUGAGGCAAAGGCCCAACUUGAGUCACCCGCCUCUGUGACCUUCUUUGAGUUUGAAGCCACUGUAGAUGUCCAGCAGCAACUCCAGCUGAGCCCUCCUGAGCAUGGCACAGCAGAAAUAGGCUUAAGUGGGAACACUACUGAAAACUCUAUUGAGGAGAGUGAACCGUCAGGAUCUGGGCACACACCUCAUCUUUCAGCCUCAUUGAGUCCAGAGAGCAAGAAUGCAGACCAUCCACCUGCAUCUUCAAGCAAAAGUAAGAGAGUCUGCAGUUUUAUUCUGGAGGGGUUUGUGGGUGUGUGGGUGCAUUCUAUUAAUCACUUUCCCAAAACAUUAAAGGGGGGUGAGUUCAUAUAGCUGCCAAAAUCGGUACUGUAGCAUCUAAGUAAGUGCCUCUGAUUUGGGGCACUCUUGUUUCUACUAAAAGGGACUAAAAAGGUUCUUACCUUAGCAAUCAGCACUUCAAUAGAUAAUGCCAUUCACUGAGGUACCCAACCGUGUACUUGGCUGUGGCCCAACUACCUUAACUACCCAGUUUGAAUACUUUGGUCUUUCAUUUUACUUAGUAUCACCACGUAGUAUGUUGGCUGUACUUAAGAGAGAGUCCCUGUGAGAAACUGGAGCCAGAGAUGGGAACUCAGGUCUCAAGAGAAGAAAACAAGAGGAAGUAACUUUUAAAGCAGUGAAACAGAGAAAUUGUGGCUGAAACUCUGGCCGCACCAAAGUCAAUGGCAAAAAUCCCAGAGAUUGCAAUGGGAGCAAAGUUUCAAUCCUGCAUAUUAAAUUACAUGAGCUAAACAAAUUGCUUUAGUACUUUUAAGAAUUUUAAGAUUUUCAUACACAAUGUCCUUAGAAUCCUACUGGAGUAGGGAGAGUUAUAAUUGCUCAAACAUUAACUUGCAAGAUACACUGCUUACUAGGGAACUUUCAAUACCAAGGUUAAGCCACACACAAAGCAUGGCAAUUUUAAAUUAUUCCAUAUCACAAGAAUAUGCUGUUUGACAAAGAUUUUAGAAGCCUAGCUUGUGGCUGUCUUACUCCUGCUGUAAAACAGACACCAUCUUCACAAGAAGAACAGCUGACAUACAGUGUGUGGAUACCAUCAAAAUUAUGCUAGUCUUCUACAAGUAGUGGGAAAGCCAUCAGUGAAAUAGAUUAAUUUAAUAAAUGAUCAUAUUUUAGGAUAGAUGUGUGUAAUAUACUGGAGCUUUAAUGCUAGGUACAUAUAUAUUAUUUAAUCCAAUGAUUAAACACCUCAAAUAAAAUGUAAAUGGCCAGGUUUUCAAAGAUGUUAUAGUAAAGCCACAAAAUUUGCAUCUAUAAUGAUUUGAGUGCCUGCAGGUGCUUUUUCACAUUAAUUCCAAGUAAGCUGCUGUCUAGUCAGUUCUAUGUUUUUGUCUGCUAGUAUCUAGGUGUAAACAUCGAGGCAAAUUUUAAAAAUUUAAUUCUUUUCCAUCCAGUGGCUUAAUGCUUUGGCUCUACCUAACUGCGAAGCAGCCCCCAACAGCAUGUGUUUCACUUCUGCACGCUCAGUACGAGGACCCCAUUGCAUGUUCCCUAAAACCUGUCCCAGUCCAGCCCCAUGGCCUUGUCCAUGGCAGGCCAGGCGUCCAGCCUGGCAGAGCUGCUGUGGCACUACCCUGCGCCACGCAGGAUGCUUCCUGACUGACCACAUCUCCAGAACUCCUCCGGAGCUGCAGGGCAGGGCUGUAACUACCCUGCCUCCCAUCCCACCCCCAAUACCUGUCCCACUGCACCAGAUGCUUAUACCUAUUUCUCUGCUGAAAUAAUGACCCAUCUCAACUAGCUGUAGCAUUAAAGAGCAGCAGCCUACUGCAGGUUUCUGCAGUGCAAGGCACUGGACAGUGUCCUUCGAAAGAAAAGAGGUUACUGAAACAAUAUUCUGGGGUUUGUCUGUAACUCAAGGGUGUAUGCUUAAAGCACCACUAGUAUUCCCGAAUAGACUUGGGGUUACAGACAUUUGUAUUCCUUAUGUAGCCACAACUGGUCAAACUGGCACAGUUGUUUUUUGUGAACAUUAUUUGACUAUUUUUGUAAAUGACAACAUAUAUCAUCAGAAGGGACUGGGAAUUCAACUGGGAAUGUCUGUGUAGUAGCUGUUUCUGCCAAGAUAAAUGGCUUAUGGCUCAAGCGAGGCCUCUGCGUGUAUUGAUUUACAAGCCGUUCAGCUCUUCACAUAGAGCAGUCAGUAACAAAACAAGCAAAAAAACCCAAAACAGCAGCACAGGAAUCAGUAGACUCCACCUCAGUCCAGCCAUAGCAUUUUAAGAUGAUAACUAAGCACGUACAAAAUAACUUGGUGCAAGAAGGGGAAUCUCUAGAUGUUGGCUCUAGAACCCUUUUCAAUCUACCCCUCUUCAGUCCUGGAAAAGUUACAGGCGAGCAGAUGGAGCUUUUCAGCAAUCCAAAGAAUUAAUUUCUCAUGCUACAUCGAACUAGGUAGAUGUGGU
This is a messenger RNA of Aquila chrysaetos chrysaetos, 4119 nucleotides long. RefSeq lists its product as uncharacterized. The record is from RefSeq and is a predicted model, not a curated record. Bases 587 to 2005 code for a protein of 472 amino acids. The transcript is spliced from 4 exons. NCBI's taxonomy places the organism in Eukaryota, Metazoa, Chordata, Aves, Accipitriformes, Accipitridae.